Molecule: messenger RNA, 714 nt
Organism: Penicillium antarcticum
Lineage: Eukaryota; Fungi; Ascomycota; Eurotiomycetes; Eurotiales; Aspergillaceae
Exons: 1
Coding region: 1-714 (237 amino acids)
Source: RefSeq, a predicted model, not a curated record
AUGCUCGAAGCCGACUACAACCUCCACAAAUCGAACAGCACAUACUUCACGGAUUUGGAUGCAAGUCGCUCCCAUCUAUUGUCAUAUCUUUGCUAUAGCGGAAUUUCCGUUGUAGACAAAGAACUCACCACUGAGGGUAAAAAGGGAAUGCUGGCUGCCAUAAUUGGAUCGGUUUCAACAAGCUUCAAGAAGGAAAUUCGAAUCUUGCAACAGUACGAAGUUUGGUCGCGAAUUCUUACAUGGGACAAGAAGUGGCUCUACAUUGUGACACAUUUCGUUCAAAAAGGAAGUGUCAAGCACGCAUGUUUUGUCACUAAUAUGUUGCCUGGGGGACAUAUUUGCGGGAAGUGUGGUGGUGCUAACGGGGCCAGCGCAGUACGACCUGUCGUAUUUGCAACUUCGGUCUCCAAAUACGUCUUCAAAAAGGGCAGAUUCACGGUGGCACCAGAGCGACUCCUGAGAGCUUCUGGUCUAUUUGGAGAUAGUGAUAAGUUGGGAGGUGAAGACUCUGCCAAAAGCAGUGGAGCUAAGGACGGUACGGCAAUCGGCGAAGUUGUCGAGAAUGAAAGAGCCAAAGGAUUUAAAUAUGCUGAGGCUUGGGAUGAGUUGGAAUCUCUCCAUGCGGAGUUUGCUGGGGAGAAUGAAAUAGCCAGCUGUAUUCCAGCCAUUGGCCAUUUCGAUGAUGUUGCUGGCUACGGGUUUUCUUUCUCUUAG